GUUGAGACUUGGCAGCUCGCCUCCCCCUGCCCAAGGAUAUUUAAUUUGCCUCGGGAAUCGCUACUUCCAGAGGGGAACUCGGGAGGGAAGGCGCGCGCGCCUGGAGGGGCAACCUGGGGACCCCUGGCCGCUGUCGCCCGCCUGCUCCGGACUCCGGCUCGGGCGGGGAGAGAUGCAUCUACACUCCUUCCCAGAGACUUGGCUCUGUGAGGAUCCGGGCUGCACAGACGCCGGACGCACUGCCUCUCCCCCGGGUGUUUGCAUGAAACGCCCGUAAACUCUGGCCGGGGCUCUCUCCUCGUCGUAGCCGCAGCGUCCUGCUUGGGCUGCCCCUUCCCAGCGCGGAGGGGGCGGCGUGGAUUUCGGAGUCGGGGUUUUGGCCGCCUCCAGCCCUGUUUGCAUGCGCGGGGCCUCGGCGAGGAGCCUCCGCCCCCCACUGGGUGGUUUUUCGGCGCCUCCCUCUGCUCGGCGGAGGUGGUGGCGGCAGCAUGGCGAGCCCUACGGAGACCGAGGGCUUCUCGGACGUGCGCAAGGUGGGCUACCUGCGCAAACCCAAGAGCAUGCACAAGCGCUUCUUCGUGCUGCGGGCGGCCAGCGAGGCGGGGGGCCCGGCGCGCCUGGAGUACUACGAGAACGAGAAGAAGUGGCGGCACAAGUCGAGCGCCCCCAAACGCUCGAUCCCCCUCGAGAGCUGUUUCAACAUCAACAAGCGGGCUGACUCCAAGAAUAAGCACCUGGUGGCCCUCUACACCCGGGACGAGCACUUUGCGAUCGCAGCGGACAGCGAGGCCGAGCAGGACAGCUGGUACCAGGCCCUCCUGCAGCUGCAUAACCGCGCCAAGAGCCACCACGACGGGGCCUCGGCCCCCGGGACAGGAGGCGGCGGGGGCAGCUGCAGUGGCAGCUCUGGCCUUGGCGAGGCUGGGGAGGACCUGAGCUUCGGGGACAGCAACCCCGGGCCCGCCUUCAAAGAGGUCUGGCAGGUGGUCUUGAAACCCAAGGGCCUGGGUCAGACAAAGAACCUGAUUGGUAUCUACCGCCUCUGCCUGACCAGCAAGACCAUCAGCUUCGUGAAGCUGAACACAGAGGCGGCCGCAGUGGUGCUGCAGCUGAUGAACAUCCGGCGCUGUGGUCACUCGGAGAACUUCUUCUUCAUCGAAGUGGGCCGUUCCGCGGUGACGGGCCCCGGGGAGUUCUGGAUGCAGGUGGAGGACUCGGUGGUGGCCCAGAGCAUGCACGAGACCAUCCUGGAGGCCAUGCGGGCGAUGAGCGAUGAAUUCCGGCCUCGCAGCAAGAGCCAGUCUUCCUCCAACUGCUCCAACCCCAUCAGUGUCCCGCUGCGCAGGCACCACCUCAACAACCCUCCACCCAGCCAGGUGGGGCUGACCCGCCGCUCACGCACCGAGAGCAUCACGGCCACCUCUCCGGCCAGCCUGGUGGGCGGGAAGCAGGGCUCCUUCCGUGUCCGCGCCUCCAGCGACGGGGAAGGCACCAUGUCCCGCCCGGCCUCAGUGGACGGCAGCCCCGUGAGUCCUAGCACCAACAGGACCCACGCCCACCGUCAUCGGGGCUGCUCGCGGCUGCACCCCCCACUCAACCACAGCCGAUCCAUCCCCAUGCCUUCUUCUCGCUGCUCGCCUUCGGCCACUAGCCCUGUCAGUCUGUCGUCCAGCAGCACCAGUGGCCAUGGCUCCACCUCUGACUGUCUUUUCCCGCGGAGAUCUAGUGCUUCUGUGUCUGGUUCCCCUAGUGAUGGCGGUUUCAUCUCUUCGGAUGAGUAUGGCUCCAGUCCCUGCGAUUUCCGAAGUUCCUUCCGCAGUGUCACCCCAGAUUCCCUGGGCCACACCCCACCGGCCCGCGGGGAGGAGGAGCUGAGCAACUACAUCUGCAUGGGAGGCAAGGGGGCCUCCACUCUCGCCGCCCCCAAUGGUCACUACAUUUUGCCUCGGGGUGGCAAUGGUCACCGCUACCUCCCAGCCACGGGCUUGGGCACGAACUCGGCCCUGGCUGGGGAUGAAGCAGCCGGCGCUACAGAUCUGGAUAAUCGGUUUCGAAAGCGGACUCACUCAGCUGGCACCUCCCCCACCAUUUCCCACCAGAAGACCCCAUCGCAGUCCUCCGUGGCUUCCAUUGAGGAAUAUACAGAGAUGAUGCCUGCCUGCCCACCAGGAGGUGGCAGUGGAGGCCGACUGCCCGGCUACCGCCACUCCGCCUUCCUGCCCACCCAGUCCUACCCUGAGGAGGGUCUGGAAAUGCCCCCCCUGGAGCGCCGCGGAGGCCACAGCCGCCCAGACUCCUCCACCCUCCACACGGAUGAUGGCUACAUGCCCAUGACCCCAGGAGUGGCCCCAGUGCCUGGCAGCCGGAAAGGCAGUGGGGACUACAUGCCUAUGAGCCCCAAGAGUGUGUCUUCCCCGCAGCAGAUCAUCAACCCCCUCAGACGCCAUCCCCAGAGAGUGGAUCCCAAUGGCUACAUGAUGAUGUCCCCAAGUGGCAGUAGCUCCCCCGAUACUGGGGGUGGACCCAGCAGCAGCAACAGUGCUGCCCCUUCUAGGAGUAGCUAUGGGAAGCUGUGGACAAAUGGGGUUGGGGGCCACCACUCCCACCCCCUGCCACCCUCCAAACUACCCUCGGAGAGCAGUGGUGGGAAGCUCUUGCCUUGUACAGGUGACUACAUGAACAUGUCACCGGUGGGGGACUCCAACACCAGCAGCCCCUCUGACUGCUACUGCGGCCCUGAGGAUCCCCAGCACAAGUCCGUUCUCUCCUACUGCUCAUUGCCAAGGUCCUUUAAGCACACCCAGCGCCCGGGGGACCUGGAGGAGACCGCCCGGCACCAGCACCUCCGCCUUUCCUCCAGCUCUGGUCGCCUUCUCUAUGCUGCAGCAGCCGAAGAUUCCUCCUCCUCCACCAGCAACGACAGCCUGGGUGGGGGAUACUGUGGGGUGAGGCCCGAGGCCAGCCUCCCGCAUCAUCUCCACCAUCAGGUCCUGCAGUCCCAUCUGCCUCGAAAGGUGGACUCAGCUGCGCAGACCAACAGCCGCCUGGCUCGGCCCACGAGGCUUUCCCUGGGGGACCCCAAGGCCAGCACCUUACCUCGGGCUCGAGAGCAGCAGCAGCCGGCCCUACUGCUUCCUCCAGAGCCCAAGAGCCCAGGGGAAUAUGUGAAUAUCGAAUUUGGGAGUGAUCAGCCUGGCUACUUAUCUGGUCCCGUGGCAUCCCACAGCUCGCCUUCUGUCAGGUGUCCGUCCCAGCUCCAGCCAGCUCCCAGAGAGGAAGAGUCUGGCACUGAAGAGUACAUGAACAUGGAUCUGGGGCCUGGCCGGAGGGCUACCUGGCAGGAGAGCCCUGUGGUCCAGCCGAGCAGAGUGGGUCCUGCACCUCCAGGGACUGCCAGCACAUGCAGGCCUACCCGGGCAGUGCCUAGCACUAGCACUCGGGGUGACUACAUGACCAUGCAGAUGGGUUGUCCCCAUCAGAGCUACGUGGACACCUCUCCAGUUGCCCCUGUCAGCUAUGCUGAUAUUCGGACAGGCAUUGUGGAGGAGGCGAGCCUUCCCGGGGCUAUAGCGGCUGCUCCCUCCUCAUCCUCAACAGCCUCUGCUUCCCCCACUGCGCCUCAAGGAGCAGGGGAGCUGGCGGCCCCGCAGGGGUCCGGGGGCACGAGUGCCUUCACCCGGGUGAACCUCAGUCCCAGUGGCAACCAGAGUGCCAAAGUGAUCCGGGCAGACCCGCAAGGGUGCCGGAGGCGGCAUAGCUCCGAGACCUUCUCCUCCAUGUCUAGUACCCCCCGGGCCGGCAACACGGUGCCCUCAGGGGGGGCUGCAGUAGGGGGCAGCAGUGGUGGCAGCAGCAGCAUUGAGGAUGUGAAACGUCACAGCUCUGCUUCAUUUGAGAACGUGUGGCUGAGGCCUGGGGAGCUCGGGGGAGCACCCAAAGAGCAGGCUCAAGUGUGUGGGGCUGCAGGGGGUUUGGAGAAUGGUCUGAACUACAUAGACCUGGAUUUGGUCAAGGACUUCAAACAGCACCUCCAGGAGCACCCCCCUCAAGUGCAGCAUCCCCAGCCCCCAACCCUUCGUCAUCCUCCGGGCAGCAGUGAGAGCAGCUCUACCAGCCGCUCCAGGGAGGAUGUAAGCGCCUAUGCCAGCAUCAGUUUUCAGAAGCAGCCAGAGGACCUCCAGUAGCUCAACUGAACAUCACAGCAGAAUGAAGACCUAAAUGACCUCAGCAAAUCCUCCUCUAACUCAUGGGUACCCAGACUCGAACUAUUUCAUGAUUCACAACCAGGACCUCACACCUUCCUCCUCUGUAGAUGGUACGAUGCCUCCAUUUCAGUUUGUUUACUUUACAAAUCCUCAGGAGUCCGUUGACUGAACUGCACGUUCUUCAUUGUGCCAAGCAAAACAAGCACUGUGACACCGGGACAAGGAGUCUGCAUACAUUUCAUCUUCAACCGUAAGGACUUAGCUGGCCACGUGAGCUGCUGUGCCCCCCAUGCUGCGAGAGAAUGGGUUUCCUCUCAUCACCAUCUACACGAUACAUUUCAUCUGCUGCUGAAACUGUGCGACAGAGCAUCGUUGUAAAUUAUUUCACACAAAACGGUUCACGUUGGGUGGAGAGAGUGUUAAAUAUUUAACGUAGGUUUUGAUUUAUAUGUGUAAUUUUUUUAAUUAAAAUGUAACAUUUCUUACAGCGCACAUUUUUUUUUUUUUGGAUGUGGAACUGAGGUAUGCAAUGUUCUGUUGUAAAGAGUGGAGCAAAUGCUUAAAACAAGGCUAACAAGAGUAGACUAGGGUACAGCCCUUGUUUUAAGAUUGUAACUCAGAAAAAUAAUAUAAGAAUCAUAGUGCCAUAGGUGGUUCUCAAUUGUAUAGUUAUAUUUGCUGAUACUAUCUCUUGUAUUAUAGCCCUGGUGUUGAGUUGAGAUCCUUACAAGAAUUGAUCUUAAUUUUAUAUUUUUCCUGUAAGGCAAUAGGCCAUGUUAAUUGAACUGAAGAAGGGUAUAUAGUCUACUGGGUAUUUUCGAGUGUCAGCUUAACAUUGGCAAUUGAUUGGAAGCCGAAAGGUAAGAAAAGGAAAUCAAAGUCUUCCAUUGUACAUACUGUACAGAAAAGGAGACAUGGGCAAUCCCUUCAAAUCAAAAGCUUUCUUUGGAAUGAACAAUGUGGGUGUUUGUAAAUUCUGGAAAUUUCUGUCUAUUCAUAAUAAACUAGAGACUGUUGAUCUUUUCUUCUCCCCUCCCCCCAUUUCUGUAAGCUUCCUGCUACAUUGCACCAUUUUCUUCUGUGCACACAUUAGGAUGUUUCAUUUCCUAUACUGUCUCAAGAAAGAUACUAAGACAAGUGAGUACUUGUCUUUAAUUUCUAACCAGAAAUUAAAAUUCCAGAAACUUUUAUUUUUUA
Molecule: messenger RNA, 5402 nt
Organism: Myotis davidii
Lineage: Eukaryota; Metazoa; Chordata; Mammalia; Chiroptera; Vespertilionidae
Gene: IRS1
Product: insulin receptor substrate 1
Exons: 2
Coding region: 489-4184 (1231 amino acids)
Biological process (GO): insulin receptor signaling pathway
Cellular component (GO): cytosol; plasma membrane
Molecular function (GO): phosphatidylinositol 3-kinase binding; insulin receptor binding
Source: RefSeq, a predicted model, not a curated record